Messenger RNA from Plectropomus leopardus (leopard coralgrouper), 578 nucleotides. Lineage: Eukaryota; Metazoa; Chordata; Actinopteri; Perciformes; Serranidae. The record is from RefSeq and is a predicted model, not a curated record.
CUUAACAUGUCAGGAAGAGGAAAAUCUGGCGCCGGCAAAGUAAGGGCCAAGGCAAAGAGCCGCUCAUCCCGCGCCGGACUUCAAUUCCCAGUCGGGCGUGUUCACAGACUGUUGAGAAAAGGUAAUUAUGCUCAGCGUGUCGGUGCCGGAGCUCCGGUGUAUCUGGCGGCGGUACUUGAGUAUCUGACCGCUGAGAUCUUGGAGCUGGCUGGAAACGCAGCCCGCGAUAACAAAAAGACUAGAAUUAUCCCCCGUCACCUGCAGCUGGCUGUCCGUAACGACGAGGAGCUCAACAAACUGUUGGGCGGAGUGACCAUCGCUCAGGGUGGUGUGCUGCCCAACAUCCAGGCUGUCCUGCUGCCCAAGAAGACCGAGAAGGCCGGCAAGGCCAAGUAAAUGUCCGCACUGCUACCGACAACCUAAAGGCUCUUUUAAGAGCCACCCACUUCUCCUGAAAGAGUAAAUUCUUUGAACAAAUAAAUAACGUAUUUAAGAUGCAGAUUAUAAUUUUGACACUGAAGAUUGCACUGCAAGAGACAUUUCGUCACUUCUGUCUUCACCACGUGAUUGGUACCAAA